Blepharisma stoltei is the source of this 2127-nucleotide messenger RNA. The record is from the annotation of a GenBank genome assembly. Lineage: Eukaryota; Ciliophora; Heterotrichea; Heterotrichida; Blepharismidae.
AUGUCUUUCAGAGAAAUACGAAACUUCUGUGAAAUCAUGCGUUCUUUAGGAUACUCGCGCAUCAUUUCAAUGGAAAAUUUUCGAACCCCUAACUUUGAGCUAGUAGCAGAUAUCCUUGAUUGACUUCUCUUAAGGUAAACAUUACAUAGAGUGGACCCGGAAUGUGAUAUAUUAGGCGAUAUUGAAGAAGAGAGACAAAGAAUAAAUUUUAUCACGAACGUCGCCAAGUUUUUCUUAUCAAAAACCAGAAUAAAACUGAAUCUUAACUCCCCACCUUAAAUUGGAACAAAACAUCGGUAAAAUUUGCAUGUUUUGGGUACUUUAACCCCCUUUAAAUUGGAAAAAAGUUUAUUUUCAAUAAAAAAUAUUUUCGAUAAAAAUAAUAAUUUUUUAAAAAAUUAGUUUUAACCUAAUUUAAUAUGCAAAUACAAGUAGAAUACUAUUUAAAAAGUUCUCUCACUCCCCUCCCCAUCCUUGAUCGAACGACUCGCCAUCGUUCGAUCAAGGAUGGGGGUUAAAAAAAAUUUUAUAUAUUUAAAAUAAAAUAUAUAUAUAUAUUUUUUUUUAUUUACUUUUAAUAAGAGGGUAAGAGCAUUUAAUAAUUAUUUUUACAGCAAAAAAUUGAAUUAAUUUCAUAAAAAUGCCAAUUUUUAAUAUUUUGAUUUAUUAGUCACACCUUUAAACUGUAUAAAUUUUAAUUUAUUCCUUAUUAAAUUAAAUUUGUUUUUUUAAAAAUUUUAAAGAAUCUCUAUUUUAUUAGAUUAUUGAGUUUUUAAGCCUAGGUUGAUGACUAAAUCACUUCGAAUGGUUAAUUCCGUAGCUUUUUGUCGUCUCAAAGUCUCUGAAAACAACUUCAUUAUAUGCAUCUUCCCAAGCUUUUGAUAACUAAUAUAUUUUUAUAUAUAUAAAAAAUUUGCAUGAUAUGAAAAUCGUUCGAUCAAGGAUGGGGGUUAAUUUUGCCAAUUUUUAGGAACUUUUACAGUCAAUCGUUCGAUCAAGGAUGGGGGGGGAGUCAUGAAUAAAUUAAUUUUUUUAUUUAAUAAUUUUUAUAAAAAAAAAAAUUAAAAUUUAAAUAAUUAUGCUCAAUUUAUAUUUUUAAAAAUUUUAAAAAAAAUUAACCCCUCUUUAAAUUGGAACAGGAUCGCUUGCUCCAAUUAAAUGAAGGGGAGUAAGAAACUUUAUCAAGCAGAUGGGUAUGCUGUCCGUGAACUUUUAAAAAUUGCUUCAAUGCUAUAUAAAGCUCAAUCAUCGUCGACAAAAAAUGACGAAGAAUCAUGUAAGAUCUAGGUAGCGGUGGACAUUACAAUGAGCUCAAAACUUCAGAAUCUGAAAACUGCGCGUGGUUUAGCUACAGAAAUUACUGAAACUGGCGCCAAACUGUUUGAUUUAUUAGGAAAAGAAAAGGAUCUAAGAGAGGCCAGAGAUAAGGCAUUGGGAUUUUUGGACAAUAUCUCAAGAAAUCUCGAUUCUAAUGCUGAACAAGAAUACAUCAGAAAGUGUAUUAGGGAUAUCAUACAAGGCCAGACUGGCAAUCUUUCUCAGAUGGAAAAAAUGCUUGAAGAACUCGAGAAUGACGAGAAAACACUUGAAGCAAAAAUCAAAAAGAGAACUGGAGAGCUGGAAAGAGCAGAAAAGCGCAUGAAAUCAUUGCAAACUGUCAGACCAGGAUAUAUGGACGAGUAUGAAAGACUGGAACAGGAACUUGAGAAACUCUACGAAGUCUAUGUUGUCAGAUUUAGAAACGUAGCCUAUUUAGAGCACGAUUUAGACGAGUACAGCAAAAAAGAGGAAGAAAAAUCCAAAUUGAUUUCAGAUUCAUUAGCUCAGCAAAGAAAUGAAAUCCAAGAAGACCAAAAAAGGAGGCUAAUUGGAGAAGCUGAGCUUGAGGAAGCUACAAUUGAUUCCAAUGUUCCUAAAGGAAAAGCAUCCAAUAAUAACGCAUCAAACAAUCGAGAUAGGCCUAUGGAGGCAAGACAAAAUGGUAGAAGACAAUAUAAGCAAGAAGAAAGUGAAGAAAGCGAUUUAAUUGAAGAAGAUGAAGAAAGUGGGUCACUUGAAGUAGAUGAAGAAGGUUCUGAAGAAGAACUGGAAGAGGAAGAAAGUGAGUCACUUGAUAACGAUUUUUAA